CUUUCAUAGAUGAAAAUGGCAAAUAAAUGCUGUUCUCCCUCAGACCAGGUCAUACAUAUGGGAUGGGUAAAUGAGAGACUUGAAGGAAUUGAUUCAUCUCAACUCUACAAAUUUAAGUUUCUUGCACUGAAGGGUUCAUCCUUCUAUAUUUUCAGCACUCCACCGGUAAGCACACUAGACUGGGUACGAGCUGAAAAAAUCUAUAACCUCUGUGAGGUUCUAUUUAAAAUUCACAAGCUCUGGCUUGCUGACGAUUGCUGGCUACAAGCAAACUUGUAUUUAGGUAUUCAUCAGGACUUUGAUCUUGAAGACCAGAGGCCGUAUUGUUUCAGUGUUAUGGUUGGACAUGGCAAGAGUCAUUAUUUCAAUGUAGAGCUGGGCAGCGAAUUGGCAGUGUGGGAGAAAUCAUUUCAAAGAGCGAUUUUCUUGGAAGUUCAAAGAACAGGGUCUAAAACAUAUAUGUGCAGUUGGCAAGGGGAUAGCCUGUGUUUCACAGUAGACUUUGCUCUGGGAUUUACCUGUUUUGACAGUAAAACAAAGAAUGUGCUGUGGAGGUUUAAAUUCUCUCAGCUAAAAGGGUCUUCAGAUGAUGGGAAAACAAAAGUAAAGCUGCUGUUUCAGAAUCUAGACACCAAACAAAUAGAGACAAAGGAGCUUGAAUUUCAGGAUCUGACAGCAGUUUUACACUGUAUUCACUCCUUUAUAGCAGCAAAAGUGGCAUCUGUGGAUCCAGUGUUUAUAGACAGUCAGAGUAUUGCAAGAAAAUAUAUGUACACUAACUGAUAUUAGAUUAUAUGUUGUGACUAUGGAAAAUAAAUUAUUUUCUUAAAGAAAGUAGUUAUUUCAUUCACAAUGUUUCAACUGUGUGAUUUUAUAAGAAGUCUGUAGUUGUGUUACCUGUAACAUUAAGAGUUUCCACAAUCCGUUAAACAUUUUGAAUCUAUGAGAUAACAAAUAUUAAGUCAAACUGAAUCAGUUUGUCAUCUUCAGCAUUAAUCUAAAAUUCUAAAUGAAUAUUCAUUCAAUAUUUUUUGUGGUGUCAUUUUGAUUUCUGCUGCCAUGGUCAUACAUACUCCCCCUUAUUAGGUAGAAAUAUGGAAUGCCAUUUGAAAAGUGUGUGUCCAAAAUUUGGCCUCUAAGUCUGUUUUCAAAAGUGCUGGGCACACAGACAAUUUCUACUAGCCUUCCCUGUAGAAAAGAACUAAUUAUUGAAGACAACUGCCAUAGGAAUUGAGUUUUUAUCUUGCUUCUAUAUGUUUGAAAAAUUAUAGCUCCACAGUCAAGUUCUUUUGAGGCCUGGGAGUUUAGCUCUGAGAAAACAAUAAGUGCUCUAUUUCAGACUGAGGAAAAGACUUAAGCACCCACAUGGCUCUAAGCAUAUUAAGUAGGCCUAGUGAAGCACAAGCUGAUGUUAAGUAUGAAUUUAAAUAUCAUGGUAGAUCCACUGAAAAGCUUUAGACUCUGCUAAAAAGCCUCCUCUCAGUUUUAGAUAACUUGCCUUAGGGUUUUUUUAUCUAUUAAUAAAGCUUCCAUGAGACAUU
This is a messenger RNA of Pezoporus occidentalis (night parrot), 1541 nucleotides long. It is a transcript of the gene SNTG2, whose product is annotated as syntrophin gamma 2. Gene Ontology annotation, molecular function: structural molecule activity. The coding region runs from base 10 to 783 and encodes 257 amino acids. The record is from RefSeq and is a predicted model, not a curated record. Gene Ontology annotation, cellular component: dystrophin-associated glycoprotein complex; intracellular anatomical structure. The transcript is spliced from 7 exons. Lineage: Eukaryota; Metazoa; Chordata; Aves; Psittaciformes; Psittacidae.